Molecule: messenger RNA, 442 nt
Organism: Homo sapiens (human)
Lineage: Eukaryota; Metazoa; Chordata; Mammalia; Primates; Hominidae
Gene: OST4
Product: oligosaccharyltransferase complex subunit 4, non-catalytic
Exons: 3
Coding region: 56-169 (37 amino acids)
Cellular component (GO): endoplasmic reticulum; endoplasmic reticulum membrane
Source: RefSeq, marked validated
CUCUGACUUCGGGCUUGUUCGCUGGUGGCGUCGGAGCCGAGCCGGACUGGUCAGGAUGAUCACGGACGUGCAGCUCGCCAUCUUCGCCAACAUGCUGGGCGUGUCGCUCUUCUUGCUUGUCGUUCUCUAUCACUACGUGGCCGUCAACAAUCCCAAGAAGCAGGAAUGAAAGUGGCGCUUUCUCCGCCCCAGGGUUCCAGGACAUAGUCUGAGGCAAGAUGGAGGGUAUGAGGGGCCUUCACACUUCACUUCAUCCCUUCUACCCAUCACAACAUACAAAGCAACUACACCUGGAUUUUUCCAAACAACUUUUAUUUCCUCAGAGUCUUCCUUAAUCCUAUGGAACAAGAAGCUGCCACUGAAUAGGGCCCAGUAUAGGGGCUUGCUUUUCUACUCCCUCCCCCCAAUAUAAAAAUAUAGACUUUUUUUUGUGGUCCCAAAA